AUGUGGAUGCUUCCAGGGCAGAACGAGAGCUGGGUUUCUGAGUUUAUACUGCUUGGCUUCUCCAGGGACCCCACAACCAACAGGACCCUCUUCGUUGCCUUCCUUCUCCUGUACCUGAGCUCAGUCCUGGGCAAUGAGCUCAUUGUCAUCUUGAUCCUCCUGGACACACACCUCCACACGCCCAUGUACUUCUUCCUGUGUGUCCUGUCCCUCAUCGACGUGGCCUACAUCACCACCACCGUGCCCCAGAUGCUAGUCCAUCUUCUCACUCGCUCUCAGACCAUCACCUUUGCUGGCUGCUGGCUGCAGAUGUACGUGUUUGGUGCCCUGGGCCUGACUGAGGGCACCUUCUUUGUAGUCAUGGCUUAUGAUCGAUAUGUGGCCAUUUGCCACCCACUGCGUUAUACUGUCAUCCUCAGUUGGGGCCUGUGCACAUGGCUGGCAGCUGGGACAUUGGCCUGUGGUUUCUUCUUCUCUCUGAUCCACACCUUCUUCACCAUGAGGCUACCCUAUUGUGGGCCAAACGUGGUCAACCACUACUUCUGUGAAGGCCCCUCGGUACGGAGCUUGGCUUGCAUGGACACUCACCUCAUUGAGAUGGUGGACCUGGUCAUCGGUGUCUUUCUGGAUGUUUCCCCACUGUCUGUCAUUGUGGCCUCCUAUGUUCAUAUUGCCCUGGCCAUCCUCAAGAUCAAGUCCAUUCGGGGCCGCUGCAAGGCUUUCUCCACCUGUGCCUCCCACCUGACCAUGGUCACAUUCUUCUAUGGUCCAGCCACUUACAUCUAUCUGAGGCCCAAUUCCAGCUAUUCCUCUGAGCGAGACAAGCUGAUCUCACUCUUUUACAAUGUCUUCACUGCCCUCUUCAACCCUGUGGUCUACAGUCUCAGGAACAAGGACAUCAAGGAGGCAUUUCUUAGAGUGAUGGGUCAUGGUAGGGUGGCCUAG
This is a messenger RNA of Microcebus murinus (gray mouse lemur), 945 nucleotides long. RefSeq names its product olfactory receptor 2A12-like. Gene Ontology annotation, biological process: G protein-coupled receptor signaling pathway. Gene Ontology annotation, molecular function: G protein-coupled receptor activity; olfactory receptor activity. Gene Ontology annotation, cellular component: membrane. Lineage: Eukaryota; Metazoa; Chordata; Mammalia; Primates; Cheirogaleidae. The record is from RefSeq and is a predicted model, not a curated record.